Paramacrobiotus metropolitanus is the source of this 2706-nucleotide messenger RNA. RefSeq lists its product as uncharacterized. The transcript has 2 exons. Lineage: Eukaryota; Metazoa; Tardigrada; Eutardigrada; Parachela; Macrobiotidae. The coding region runs from base 19 to 2406 and encodes 795 amino acids. The record is from RefSeq and is a predicted model, not a curated record.
UAUGGCGAAUUCCUGCAGAUGCGGAAAACGUUGUUAGCAUGGAUAACUUACCAAGUGCAUUUCGUUUCUCGCUGUAUGUUUAAAUGCUAUGCGGACUCACUGGACUACUUAAUUUUCAGAAUGAAAAAAGUGUGCGUUUUUCUGAUCGCCCUGGGAGCACUGCUGAGAGUGGCAGCUAUAGGAUCACCGGAUGUUAAUUCCGCCCCAGUUUUCACCAUGCGCUAUAUGGGGCAUUACAUCAAAGUUUUUCAAACGGUGACAGCGAACUCUACCGAUCCAACAUUCUAUUACACUCCGACUUGUAUGCUUUUUCCAAACAUAUCUUCCGUUAAAGAAUCCCCGAAUCCAUCCAUCACUAUCAGGAUUGGUCUUUCCGAUGAGGAUUACCUUCAUAAUAUCAGUCAAUUUAUUGCUCAACGAACUGGAACCAAGCAUCCACAUUUGCUACCGAUUCCUUUUCGAUGGAUGCGCAUUGAGGGCUUCGAUAGUAACCUUCGACCAGCCUACAUAAAAGACUUGGGGAAAAGUGUUGACAAAUAUCCUGACACAAUUUUAUUCCGCAUUCAGUGUGUAUCGCUCACUGAAUGCAACCAGCUGGCGGAAUCAAUGAAAACCGAUAGUGAACAUUUUGCAUCAAACUUGCAACUAGCCUUCUCUUAUCAAAAACCGAACACAUCGAAAUUAUUUAUCACUAUCGAAGCCGACCACGUGCAUGCUUCCGUGACCUUUUCGGCCAUCAGUGAGCGUUUUCCGGAUGCCAGUUACGCUUUCUUACAGAAGGCUGAUCUCGACGAUCUCGUUCGAGAGACCGUAAUGAAAAGUAUCGAAUCCUCCUUGGAAAGCGAUGAAUUCAUGGACACUGGUCAGAUGGACAGUAUGAUACGUCAGGUUUCCGGAAAGAUGCGGCAUAAUGUGACAUCAACGGUUCAUUUUACAGAAGCUGAUUGGCAUGUGACCUUUUGGCAUGAUGAAAAUAAGCGGCCGGAUGUCAAAACACGUCAUUUGGAGGCGUUAUUUAGUGACGGAAUGAACUGGUUGCAACGGGAGGUAUCACGAGACAACCUCACGGAGGCAGUGGCCGAAGCGCUUGACGAACUGAAAAGAGGAGUGGGACCGGUGAAACUGGACGGGAAGCGAAUUGUUAUCAGACCAAUGAAACUGUAUUGUAUUGAUCUCGCUAAACUUCGUGGACAGCCGGGUUUAGGCAGUUUCAGUCCGCUUGUAACGAAGAGCAUUGCUGAUUAUUCGUCUUACGCACAUUCUAUGACCCACGUCAAUCCAAUGAGCGCUGUAAACGUCCGCAGUGAUAAAGAAAUUCAAAACCACUCCCAUGGUGACAUCACGUCCGUCGAGCGUCAGUUGAACGAAACUUUUGAAAGACGAUUACAAGCCUUCCAAAAUUAUUUUGAAGCCAAACUGCAAUUAGCUGUCAACAAAAGCAAGGCAGUUGCACAUGUUUUGAGCUUGCUAGAAGAGACCAUGCAGCGGGUGACACAACUGGAAGCCAAUAUCACCCAGGCAUUCCAUCUCAAGGAAAAUGAUAGCGGAUUGCAGUCUGCAUCAGAAGAACUCAAACCACUAUUUUACAUCCGAAAUGACAGUCUGGACGAAAUUGCUCAAAGAAUAAACCAGAUGGAAACGAGAAACGAAGGAUUACUCAGCAAUACAACUGACCUUGCUAAUAUGUACGCAUCAUUACAGAGGAAUGUUUCGUCACUGGCCCGGAAUUUGGAUGACCUCGCCGAGAAAGCAACUCCCCAAGCCAGUGCAAUAAGGGAGUUAAAGAAAAGUGCUGCUUUAAUGGAAAAUAAAAUUACGUUAGUCAACCAGACCUGUGAGGCCAAUAGUUUAGAUCUCGCUGCGAUGGUAGGCCGAUUUCUUCCAAUCACUGCACAACUGCAGAGCCUCACGGAAAGAAGUGACAACCUGAUUGCAGUGAGCGCUGGAAGCGACUCGACCAAAGUACCGAUUGGAUCCAUUGUUGCAUUUACGUCUGUGGGCGGGAUGAAUUCCUGUUGGCUGGAAUGCAACGGAGCCUACUUUUCUACCAAUAGUUAUCCCAAAUUGUACAAUGUUUUAGGCAGCACCAUCCUGCCGGACCUUGGAGGACGCUUCCUGUUAGGACGGAAUUAUCGGCACUCAGUCGAUUCCACAGGUGGAGAGGAGAGUCAUACUUUAACUGUUGCAGAGAUGCCCCAGCACAGUCAUGCUGCCGCUUACGGCGGUGAAUUUAUGGAUAUGAGUGGCAAAUAUGGUUUUGCAAGGUAUUCUGCACGCUCGUUAUACUUAUCUGAGAGCACAGAUAAGGUUGACACGAACCGCAAUACGGCACGUACCGGCGGUGGCUCAUCACACAACAACAUGCCACCAUAUCGGACCGUAAUGUUUUUUAUCCGUGCGUGUUAACAACUGCUCUAGUUUGAAUGGCUUGUUUUCGUUUUAAGUCGCUCACGUAGCUAGGUUUAAAAAUUCGAGUGGAAAUUUUUAUGAACCGCCUGAUUUAACAUUUUCAGAUGGAAUUUGGUAGUACUAGUUCCCGGUUCGCCAGGUAGCACUUUUUUGACGUGUGUUGUGCAGACCCGAGACGUGACGGCGACAGUAUGUUUAAGUAGAGUUAUCGCGCAAUGUUUGACGUUAAUUGGUACGUCUGGAGUACGUAGACUACGUAAAAUUACAACGAAAUUGUUACAAUUAAAACGCAUCCGU